This is a messenger RNA of Linum tenue, 741 nucleotides long. The record is from the annotation of a GenBank genome assembly. Lineage: Eukaryota; Viridiplantae; Streptophyta; Magnoliopsida; Malpighiales; Linaceae.
ACCGGAGAAAGUAACCGAAGUGUUUUCUUCUUCCUUCCCCCGAUUUCCUUUCCCCGCCUUCCCCGAGAGACCAUCCAUCAACCACUCGCCGGAAUCUCGCCGUCGUAGACGAAACGAUGCUCAGCAUUCUCGCUCAGGAGCGCCUGCUCGGGUUCGCGUUGGGCGGCGCUUUCACCGGUUUCGUAGUGUUUGAGCAGCGGAGGCGAAUCCACGACUCAAUUUCGGCCUACCAAUCUCCGUCCGAUGCCCAAAAACAGUUGAAAGAGCCGAUAUUGGGGAAGCAAUUCCGCUCGGAGUCUGCUCUCUUAUGGAACAAAGCCGUGGAUCAGGCGUUCGGGCUGCUCGUUUCCGCCCUUAGUUCGCACAGAGAAUGAAAUCAUUGAACAUGUUUGUGAUCUUGUAUUCGACCCAUUAUUUUGCCAAUUCUUAUGAAUUAUGAUACGCUGAAGAACAUGCUUGCAAUUCUUAUGAAAACCCUCCCUUUUUUCUCUGAUUGUAUCAUGUACCACUCAAGACUAACUUGCUUGCUUGUUACACUGAAUAUGAGGUGCAAUUGGUGAUGUUGAUGUGUGCCUCCCUGGAAAUCCAUUGAAUGGAAAGGAAAGCUGCAGAAAAUAAGGGGGACAUUGUUGUUUUUCAGAAGUAUGUUACAGCCCACAACCGUUGGUAGAAGAAAGAUAAAAACAACAUAUGGACAACCCUCAGUUAUGUCUCGCCGUGAAAUGCCUGUCAUAUGAGGAC